Molecule: messenger RNA, 2694 nt
Organism: Homo sapiens (human)
Lineage: Eukaryota; Metazoa; Chordata; Mammalia; Primates; Hominidae
Gene: MUCL3
Product: mucin like 3
Cellular component (GO): plasma membrane; cytoplasm
Source: RefSeq, marked validated
GUCCCCAAGCAGCCACCCAGCUCCGACAUGGCCCAGCCGGUCCACAGCCUCUGCUCCGCCUUUGGCCUCCAGUGCUGCCUCCUCUUCCUUCUAGCUUCUUGGGGGGCAGGUGCUACUACAUUCCAAGAAUAUCAGAAAACUGGGGAACUCUCAACAUCCGAUCACAUAUUUCCCCUCACUCCAGGCCUUGUUUAUAGUAUCCCUUUUGAUCACAUUGUUCUGCAUUCAGGACAAAGACCUCCAGAGCUCCCUAAAUCUACAGAAAUCCAUGAGCAAAAACGCCACUGCAACACCACACGCCAUUCUAAGCCAACUGACAAGCCUACAGGCAACUCCAAAACUAUAGACCACAAAAGCUCUACAGAUAAUCAUGAGGCUCCUCCCACUUCUGAAGAAAACUCCAGCAACCAAGGGAAAGACCCAAUGAUCCGGAACCAGCGCUCUGUUGAUCCUGCUGACUCCACUACCACACAUAAAGAAUCCGCUGGAAAAAAACAUAUAACGCCAGCACCCAAGAGCAAAAUAAACUGUCGUAAGUCCACAACAGGCAAAUCAACGGUAACAAGAAAAUCAGAUAAAACUGGAAGACCUUUGGAAAAGUCCAUGAGUACUUUGGAUAAGACAAGUACCAGCUCACAUAAGACUACAACUUCCUUCCACAACUCAGGCAAUUCACAGACCAAGCAAAAAAGCACAUCUUUUCCAGAAAAAAUCACAGCAGCCUCAAAAACAACAUACAAGACCACAGGAACCCCAGAAGAGUCAGAAAAAACUGAAGAUUCCAGAACAACAGUUGCCUCAGACAAGCUCCUGACAAAAACUACAAAAAACAUACAAGAGACCAUAUCAGCCAAUGAGCUCACACAAUCUCUAGCAGAGCCUACAGAACAUGGAGGAAGGACAGCCAAUGAGAACAACACACCAUCCCCAGCAGAGCCUACAGAAAAUAGAGAAAGGACAGCCAAUGAGAACACCACACUAUCCCCAGCAGAGCCUACAGAAAAUAGAGAAAGGACAGCCAAUGAGAACACCGCACCAUUCCCAGCAGGGCCUACAGAAAAUAGAGAAAUGACAGCCAAUGAGAAUACCACACUAUUCCCAGCAGAGCCUACAGAACAUGGAGAAAGGACAGCCAAUGAGAACACCACACCAUCCCCAGCAGAGCCUACAGAACAUGGAGAAAGGACAGCCAAUGAGAACACUACACCAUCCCCAGCAGAGCCUACAGAACAUGGAGAAAGGACCCCAUUUGCCAAUGACAAAACCACAUCAUCCUCAGCAGAGUCUACAGAACAUGGAGAAAGGACCCCACUGGCCAACGAGAACACCACACCAUCCCCAGCAGAGCCUACAGAAAAUAGAGAAAGGACAGCCAAUGAGAACACCACACCAUCCCCAGCAGGGCCUACAGAAAACAGAGAAACGACAGCCAACGAGAAGACCACACUAUCCCCAGUAGAGCCUACAGAAAAUAGAGAAACAACAGCCAAUGAGAAGACCACACCAUCCCCAGCAGAGCCUACAGAAAAUGGACAAAGGACCCCAUUUGCCAAUGAGAAAACCACAUCAUCCUCAGCAGAGCCUACAGAACACGGAGAAAGGACCCCACUGGCCAAUGAGAACACCACACCAUCCCCAGCAGAGCCUACAGAAAAUAGAGAAAGGACAGCCAAUGAGAAGACCACACCAUCCCCAGCAGAGCCUACAGAAAAUGGAGACAGGACUCCUUUGGCCAAUGAGAAGACCACGCCAUCUCUAGCAGAGCCUACAGAAAAUGGACAAAGGACCCCAUUUGCCAAUGAGAAGACCACAUCAUCCUCAGCAGAGCCUACAGAACACGAAGAAAGGACUCCACUGGCCAAUGAGAACACCACACCAUCCCCGGCAGAGCCUACAGAAAAUAGAGAAAGGACAGCCAAUGAGAACACCACACCAUCCCCAGCAGGGCCUACAGAAAAUAGAGAAAUGACAGCCAACGAGAAGACCACACUAUUCCCAGCAGAGCCUACAGAAAAUAGAGAAAGGACAGCCAAUGAGAAGACCACAUCAUCCCCAGCAGAGCCUACAGAAAAUGGACAAAGGACCCCAUUUGCCAAUGAGAAAACCACAUCAUCCUCAGCAGAGCCUACAGAACACGGAGAAAGGACCCCACUGGCCAAUGAGAACACCACACUAUCCCCAGCAGGGCCUACAGAAAAUAGAGAAAGGACAGCCAAUGAGAAGACCACACCAUUCCCAGCAGAGCCUACAGAAAAUAGAGAAAGGACAGCCAAUGAGAACACCACACCAUCCCCAGCACAGCCUACAGAAAAUGGAGACAGGACUCCAUUGGCCAAUGAGAAGACCACACCAUCUCUAGCAGAGCCUACAGAAAAUGGAAAAAGGACCCCAUUUGCCAAUGAGAAGACCACAUCAUCCUCAGCAGAGCCUACAGAACACGCAGAAAGGACUCCACUGGCCAAUGAGAACACCACAUCAUCCCCAGCAGAGCCUACAGAAAAUAGAGAAAGGACAGCCAAUGAGAAGACCACACAAUUCCCAGCAGAGCCUACAGAAAAUAGAGAAAGCACAGCCAAUGAGAAGACCACACCAUUCCCAGCAGAGCCUACAGAAAAUAGAGAAUGGACAGCCAAUGAGAACACCACACUAUCCCCAGCAGAGCCUACAGAACAUGAAGAAAUGACCCCAUUGGCC